Messenger RNA from Corythoichthys intestinalis (scribbled pipefish), 7330 nucleotides. RefSeq names its product neurexin 3a (gene nrxn3a). The transcript is spliced from 24 exons. The record is from RefSeq and is a predicted model, not a curated record. The coding region runs from base 710 to 5146 and encodes 1478 amino acids. Lineage: Eukaryota; Metazoa; Chordata; Actinopteri; Syngnathiformes; Syngnathidae.
GCCCGAGCGGUGCGCGUGGGCGCGGGUAGUGUGCUUGCGCGCGCCUCCGCUCCAAGUGGCACCGAAGCGACAAGCCCCUUAUGUGGACACCGUGCACCUCGCUCGACGCACCUGUGAGAGGAACGUUAAAUCCAAACCGAGAGCGCCUUUAAUGGACAGCAACUAAGCAUCAGCGAGCUGCUUUUACAUAGCAGCAAAAAGGAUUUUCAAAGAUAUCCAACUAUAAAGCUCUCUGGGGACCUAAAACUGGAUUUAUCAUUUUGAUGCUCUUACCCUGCUGGUCUGAUUGACAGAGUAAUGGAGCAAAGAGAGCGUAGCAGAUCCCAUAUCUGCCUAUUUUCCCAGUGUGAAACAUGAAGGAGAAAGUUAUUCUGAAGAGUGAAGCAAGAGGAGUUGUUUCCUUCAGAACCUUUCACCAUGAGUCUUGAAAGAAAGUACAUGGAAGAGUAAAUAACACAAUCUAAAAGUGUCCUCUGUGGACCCUCAGGAGGAACGCCAAGACCAAUGCCUGCCAGCGACUCAACAAUUUCCCCAUGUGAUCAGCCUCAAGACUGUUAAGCGCAACGACUGUUAUCCUUUUACUGCCCUUGUCUUUUAGAUACAUAUUUUUAUAGUGAUACAAUAUUUAUGUGAAUAUAUCUCUAAAAAAAUACAAGCAAGACUGAAUAUCAAUCAAACGCUCUCUUGGAUUACUAUAUUUUUUGCGAGUAUGGAUCUCCUAAAUUUUUCUAUCACGCUGCAGAUGUUUCUCAGCGCAUGUACGGGACUGCAAUUUUUAGGCACGACGGGACAGUGGGCUCGUUACCUCCGCUGGGACGCCAGCAUCCGCGGCGAUCUCAGCUUCCAGUUCAAAACGGAGUUCUCAGAGGCCCUGUUGCUCUACUUCGACGAUGGAGGCUACUGUGACUUUCUGCAGUUGUCUGUGGUUGAGGGUCGACUUCAGCUGCGUUUCAGCAUCGACUGUGCUGAAACGACGGUGGUUUCUGACAGAAGAGUGGAUGACAACAACUGGCACUUUGCGACUCUAAGCAGGUAUAACUUACGCACAGUUCUAGCGCUGGACGGAGAGGCCAAAGCUGACGAGGUACGGCCUCAGCGCCAGUUCAUGAAAAUAGUGAGUGACCUUUUCCUGGGCGGGGUGCCUCAGGAUAUUCGCACUGGUGCGCUCACACUUCCCACCGUGCGAAAAAUGCAGCCCUUUAAGGGAACAAUCACAGACUUGAAAUACAGCAAGUCGCAACCUCUGUUCUUGGGAAGUCUAAACGUACCCCUAGAGUCAGAGGGGUGGUGCACUGUGAACCCGUGUGAAAAUGGUGGAACAUGCGCAGUCGUGGAUGGCCAACCGGUCUGUGAUUGCUCCAAAACAGAAUAUAAGGGCAACUUCUGCACAGAAGAGGUCAGCAGCAAAACACCAGGCCUCGCACACAUGAUGGCUGAACAAGCUAAAAGCAAAGGUACAGCUUUUUCGAAAUCUUUCCUUUUUCAACUUUAUGAAAGGCAACGCUUGCUCUCAAGGGAAGAGAAUGUGGCGACAUUCCGUGGUUCUGAAUACUUCUGCUACGACCUCUCUCAAAACCCAAUUCAGAGCAGCAGCGAUGAGAUCACACUCUCCUUCAAGACAUGGCAGCGCAACGGCCUCAUUCUUCACACUGGCAAAUCAGCUGACUACGUCAACUUAGCGCUGAAAGAUGGUGCCGUCUCCCUUGUGAUAAAUCUGGGCUCUGGAGCAUUUGAAGCAAUUGUUGAGCCAGUCAACGGGAAGUUCAAUGACAACUCAUGGCACGAUGUUAAAGUGACUCGCAAUCUCCGGCAGGUGACGAUAUCAGUAGAUGGGAUUUUAACCACUACGGGUUACACCCAGGAGGACUACACCAUGUUAGGCUCUGACGACUUCUUCUAUGUUGGUGGAAGCCCCAGCACCGCUGAUCUACCUGGAUCUCCAGUGAGCAACAACUUCAUGGGGUGUCUCAAGGAGGUGGUGUACAAGAACAAUGACAUCCGCCUUGAGUUGUCCCGUCUGGCUCGUAUCGUUGACCCUAAAAUGAAGAUCCAGGGCGAGGUGUCCUACAAGUGUGAAAACGUGGCAACCCUUGACCCCAUUUCUUUUGAGACUCCAGAGGCCUAUAUCAGCUUACCCAAGUGGAAUACCAAGCGAAUGGGAUCAAUCUCUUUUGAUUUUCGCACUACGGAGCCUAAUGGCCUUAUCCUCUUCACCCAUGGCAAACCUCAAGAGCGCAAAGAUGCAGCACGGAGCCAGAAGAACACGAAGGUGGAUUUCUUUGCUGUUGAACUACUGGAUGGAAGUUUGUACCUGCUGUUGGACAUGGGCUCAGGGACCAUCAAAGUGAAGGCCACGCAAACAAAGGUCAAUGAUGGGGCCUGGUAUCAUGUGGACAUCCAAAGAGAUGGCCGUUCAGGCACCAUCUCUGUUAACAGUAGAAGGACCCCGUUCACAGCAAGCGGUGAGAGCGAAAUCUUAGACCUGGAAGGCGAUAUGUACUUGGGGGGCCUUCCUACAGAUCGCACCAACCUCAUUUUGCCUACUGAGCUGUGGACAGCGAUGCUUAACUAUGGCUACGUGGGUUGCAUCCGCGAUCUCUUCAUUGACGGUCGAAGCAAAGACAUCCGUCAGAUUGCUGGAGCGCAAAAUGGCGCCGGAAUUAAGCCCUCAUGCAACAAGCAACCUGGCAAACAGUGUGAGAGUUACCCAUGCAAGAACCGAGGUGCCUGCAAAGAGGGCUGGAAUCGAUUCAUCUGCGACUGCACCGGCACUGGUUACUGGUCCCGCACUUGUGAGAGAGAGGCUUCCAUCCUUUCUUAUGAUGGGAGCAUGUACAUGAAAGUAGUGAUGCCAACCGUCAUGCACACAGAGGCGGAGGACGUCUCCCUACGUUUUCGCUCGCAGAGGGCUUACGGUCUCCUCAUGGCCACUACCUCCCGAGACUCAGCCGACACGCUCAGGCUGGAGUUGGACGGAGGCCGCGUCAAACUCACGGUCAACCUAGACUGUAUCAGGAUAAACUGUAACUCCAGCAAAGGACCGGAGAUGCUGUAUGCUGGGCAAAAGCUCAAUGAUAAUGAAUGGCAUACAGUACGUGUGGUGCGUCGCGGCAAAACCUACAAGCUAAUGGUUGACGAUGAUGUAGCAGAAGGCCAAAUGGUGGGUGACCACACACGUCUGGAGUUCCACAACAUUGAAACAGGCGUCAUGACAGAGCGCAGAUUUGUUUCAAGCAUCCCAUCCAGCUUUAUUGGACAUCUGCAGAGCCUCAGAUUCAAUGGAAUGCUCUACAUCGACCUGUGCAAAAAUGGUGACAUAGAUUUUUGCGAGCUAAAUGCCCGCUUUGGGAUUCGUUCAAUUAUUGCUGACCCAGUCACCUUUAAAUCCAAGAGUAGCUAUCUAAGUCUGGCCACCCUGCAGGCCUAUACGUCCAUGCACCUCUUCUUCCAGUUCAAGACCACCUCCCCCGAUGGAUUCAUACUAUUCAACUCAGGAGAUGGGAGUGAUUUUAUUGCUGUGGAGCUAGUAAAAGGCUAUAUCCAUUACGUUUUUGACUUGGGAAAUGGACCUAAUCUAAUCAAGGGGAAAAGUGAAAAGGCCCUUAAUGACAACCAGUGGCACAAUGUGGCAAUCACCCGAGACAACAGCAAUACUCAUACUCUGAAAGUAGAUGCUACAGCUACAGGUCAAAGCAUAAAUGGGGCCAAGAACUUGGACCUGAAAGGUGACCUCUUCAUCGCUGGACUCGGCCCUGGCAUGUAUGGUAGUUUACCUAAACUGGUGGCUUCCAGAGAGGGUUUCCAAGGCUGCUUGGCUUCAGUGGACCUAAACGGCCGUCUACCUGACCUCAUUAGUGACGCCUUGUUUCGUAGUGGGCAGAUUGAGCGUGGAUGUGAAGGUCCCAGCACCACAUGUCAGGAGGACUCCUGUGCCAACAUGGGUAUUUGCAUCCAGCAGUGGGAGAACUACACAUGCGACUGCUCCAUGACUUCCUACACUGGGACACAGUGCAAUGAUCCUGGGACCACAUAUAUCUUCGGCAAAGGAGGGGGCCUCAUAACGUUCAAGUGGCCAGCCAAUGAAAGACCAAGCACCAGGACUGACAGGCUGACUGUUGGCUUUAGUACCUCACUCAAAGAUGGCAUCCUGGUCAGGAUUGACAGCGCACCUGGUCUGGGGGACUACCUAAUGUUGCAUAUACAACAAGGUAAAAUUGGCGUGACUUUCAACAUUGGAACAGUGGAUAUCAGUGUCCAGGAGAACAGUACCCCCGUGAAUGAUGGAAAGUACCACGUGGUCCGCUUCACCAGGAAUGGUGGUAAUGCCACGUUGCAGGUUGAUAAUUGGUCCAUCAAUGAACACUUCCCAGGGAACACUGACGUUGAACGUGUUACAAUGGUCAUUAAGAAAAUUCCUUUCAAAUACUCCAAGCCGGUAGAAGAAUGGCUACAAGAAAAAGGACGACAGCUAACCAUAUUCAACACUCAAGCCACCAUUGGGAUUGGUGGAAGUGAUCGUGGGAGGCCAUUUCAGGGUCAACUAUCUGGUCUCUAUUACAAUGGCCUCAAGGUGUUAAACAUGGCCGCUGAGAGCAACAUUAACAUCAAGAUUAAUGGGAGCGUGAGACUGGUUGGUGAUGUUCCCAGUGGCUCUACCAAGUCCACUGCAAUGCCUUCAGAUGUGUCCACUACCUUCAUUGAGACGACUACCAUGAUGUCCACCACCACCACAAGGAAACACAGAUCUUCUUCAACGAAGCAUGCACCAGAUGAAAUUGUUUCAUCUGCGGAGUGUUCCAGUGACGAUGAAGACCUAGAGGAGUGUGAAACUGGUAAUCCAGGUGGGCUAGCACUUCCCACAGAACCAGGCGUCAGGCCGGGGCCUUCGGAAGUAGUCCGGGAAUCAAGCAGCACCACCGGGAUGGUCAUCGGAAUAGUGGCAGCCGCUGCCCUGUGCAUCCUCAUCCUUCUUUAUGCCAUGUAUAAGUACAGGAACAGGGAUGAAGGCUCCUACCAGGUGGAUGAGAGCAGGAACUAUAUCACCAACUCAGCACAGAGCAACGGUACCGUCAUCAAGGACAAACAGCAAAGCUUGAAAGGCAGCAAUAAAAAGCAGAAAAAUAAGGAUAAAGAGUAUUACGUGUGACUGGGACUUAAGAGAGCGCUUCAAGUGCAUACCUUUCGACAAACGAUGGUAUUCAAUGGAACCCGAGUGAUCCUUUACUGUGCUGAGUAGCUGAACUGAUGACAUGUACUAUAAUACAAAGCACACUUACUUCUGUAAGCAUACAGGGGAAGCUUAAUAGCAACUUUAGAGACCUUACUAUUCUAUCUGGUCAGAGACAUUAUCAGUAUAGAAAUAUUUCCCAGCUACAUCAUUCUCCUGAGUGACUUUUAGAGCAAUGUGAUCCGUGACAUUACGACAAAAAAAAACAACAUUAUUUUGUAUGUUACAAAAGGCUCAUAGGCUUGACCAUUAUCAGCAUGAAAGCAACUUGUAGUGCUUAACAAGAAGGGGUCAAAGCGUACGAUUGUUGUUCAAGUUAAGACAAAAAAGGACUAUUGUUGUAUCGGAAUAUGACACAUUUGUAUGGUUUCUAAAUAAUACUGUGGUGUCUUAUUUAUUUUUUUGCUUUGAGCAAAAGAAAAAUGGAGAUAAAAACAACAAGAAAACAGCUACUUCUGUGUAUAAAAUGAAAUCACGUCAGCAAACGAACAGCACUCGUUGAAUCUGUUCUCGUUGAAAUCGUAUUUAGUAUAAUUAUUCUGAUUGUCUGACACACUUUGUUUAAAGUUGUGGGGUUUCGCUUGGGAAAAAAAAGCAAAUGAUUGUAAAAUGCAUGUCAUCCUAACUUACAGUAUAAUAGUAAAGUCUGCAGUCUUCAACAUGGACAAUAUUCUAUUUGAUGCUAAAUGAUUUGUUGUUAGACGAAACAAAACCUCUCCCACGUUUGGACAUGCCAAAAAUAUUAGCUAUGGGAAAAAAAUAGCUCUUGAUGAAGUCUGCUAUUCCUGCACAGCAAGUGGUGUUUUGAUCUUUUUUGGGGAAAAAAAACUGUACGUUAGUUUAUUGACUAUUGUUCUCUUUUUCUAUGGAGGUGUAAGGAGAAACACAAAUGCAGUACUAAAACAUUGUUAACGCGUGUAUACAGAAAUAAAUUCAAUGGUCAAAGUGUGAAUUCUAAUCUAUUGUCACAGUCAACUGUGUCAAAAAAAAAACAAAUUUGUUUACAUAUUUUAUUACAUGCUAGCUGUUGUACUUUGUAGGUAGUAAAUUGUACAUAUACCAUAUGACGGUUGUCAUUUUUAGUACCUCUAUUGUACAGACUGAACACGAUUAUCAGCAUAUUUCAUGACAAAGUCUAUAAACUGUUACUCUACGCUGAGAAAAAGAAUGUGGAGAAUAAUAUUGAUAUUCCGUCAGAAAUAAAAUUGUAUUGUUAGCCUAGCGAUCUAACCAGAGAUGUUUCUAAAGUUGCAUGAAUAUUUAUCUACUUGCAGUGUUUCAACCAAAUAAGGUGCCCUUCUCUCUGUACCGAAGCUAUACUGUUUUGGGUUCCAAUAGUCUCAUUUUGAAAGAAAAUAAAGUCAGAAACAAGUCACGUAUGGUGUAUUGGUACAUUUGCCUGACUUAAGUCCAGGCAGUUUGGGUUCAUUUAACACAGUGACGGUGCGAAUGCUUGUCUUGUUUCUGUCCUGCAACUGCUCGGUGAUCAGUUAAGGUAAUAGGGUUUCCAAAAGUAUCGGUACUCAGUUACUUAUUUGUUUUUUUCCUGUUGAUUUUGAGUCACUUCCGGGACAUUUUAGCAGAUUCCGUGGUAACUUCCUGUACAUUUUGGAUCAUUUCGUGUUGAUUUUGGGUCAUUUCUGGACCACCUCCUGUUGAUUUUGGGACAUUUCUUGGUCACCUCCUGUCAAGGGAGUAGGUUUGUGUAGUGGACCGACAUACACGCGGACACUGGUGUUUCAACUUAGGUAAAAAUUCCAUUUAAUAAAGUCACAAAAUAAACAGUUUAACACAAACCUUGGGCCCAACAUAACAGAGGCCAACAUAACAAAAGGCUUCAACCAAACUGACCUGACCUCUAGACACAUCUUUGUGGCUGUUUAAAUCAGGGCGGACUCCACUAACGACCACCUGAAGGAGGUAUGCCAAAUUAACCAAACAUUUUCAACUUACUAAACAACAACAGAUGGAAAAUAUACAUAUAUUCAAACAAUAACUAUUGUGCAUUUAAACAAACAGUGAAAACUUUACUCCAAACAAUCAAAAUUAAAUCAACUUAAAUAACCCCCUUCAGUAUGGUAGGUGCCAGAUCUUACCCAGCUG